UUUUGAUUUGGAAGUUGCAAUCGAUUUAAGAAAGAAAUGUCAAGUAAAUCAUCAAAACUCAUUCAUCAUCAAACUCAUCAAUCAAUUCAUCAAAAUGAACGAGAAGACCAUCAAGUAGAACCAGAAGAAGAAGAAGAAGAUUCAUUAAAAGAUUUAGAUUUAGAUGAUAUCGAUUCACUUCGAACUCAAUCCAUCAAAACCUUUCAAUCUAAUCUACAAACGAUUUAUUCAAAGUAUGAAGGUGAUGGUGAUGAAGAAGCUGAUGAUGUAGUAGAUCUAGUGAAACUAGAAGUCAUUGAAGAUCGAGGAAAGAUUAUCAAAACACUUGGAACUCGUCAAGAUCAUUUACGUUAUCAAACUCAAACUUGGACAAAGCCAUCAUCAAAGAAAUCCACUUCAAGAAUCCAAUCUAAUCAACCUUUAACCGAUUUGAUCAUUCCAUCUGAUACGACUUGUAGUGAUGAAGAAGCUGAUUGGAUUGAUGAUGAGAUCGGAUCUGUUUCAUCUUCUUCUGAUUCUAUCAUCUUUCUAACCCAACCUACAUCUUCUAAUCAUCGGCUUCCGACCCGUAGCUUAGCUUCAUCUCCACUCACCCUUUCAAAGAUCUCACUACGAUCAGAACUUCCUAAAUUAUCUUCUCCUUCCAAACUAUCGACUUUACAAUCUUUUCAACAUAUUCAUGGUACGGCUACCAAUGCACUCUUUGAAAGACUAAAACAACGCGUUCAAGAAAAAUCUAUAGAUCUUCGACAACUUCGUAACCAAAACAAACCUAGAGAAACUAGUCAAGAGAGUGAAGCUUCAUCACAACUUUAUACGAAGAUCUCCACCUACACUGCUUCCGAUAUCGUCACCGAAUCAUCAUCCGAACCAUGGAAAGAUUCAAAGCCUUCAUCAACCUAUCGCACCGAUCCAUCUGGAAGCUCUUCACGACAUUCUCUUUGCUCAUCUUCUAUCACUCCUCGUUAUUCAAACCCACAUCCAAACUCGCUUCAACAUUCUCUUUCACCCAUCUCAGCCUCAAAGGUUUCAUCCAAUAAACGUCCUAGACCGGUCUUUGAGUCUAAUUGCUUACCUACUCCCAGUACUAUCAUCUGUCCUAGACAACCUCGGCCUGGUCCAUCACGUCUGAAGCAUGAGCUCAAUCUUCGAACCAAUCCCAAAGACUCUCAUCGACCGAAGCCUAUACCAUCGAGACUGAAAGCUGUCAAUCCAAGUCAAUCGAAUCCUUCAAAACCAUCUACAAGUCGACCUGUUAAAUCAUUACCUAGACCUCAUCGACGUAGUACCACAUGGAUUGAUCCCAAACCGAUCCCAUUGAACCGAUCGUCACGUGAAAGUUCAGAAGAUCCACUUGGUUUACCACCUACACCUUCUAGAAGAAGAUCAGAAGCUAGAUCGAAACCAAACGGAUUCCAACUUCAUCAAAUUCCUAAACCUAAAUUGAAACCCAAUCAUUUCCUACUUCAUCAAAUUCCUAAACCUAAACCUAAACUUGAAAUGAGUUAUAAAUCAAAAGAAACGUCCAAGAAGAAUGAAGGGGAAAUGAUGGGUUGAAAUUGUUUUGGAUUUUUUUGCUUUGGUUCCAAAACAUCAUUUUCUUUCUUUUUUUUUUUGAUUCAAAAGUUUAUAUAUUGCUCAUUAUUAUUAUUGCUCAUCAUUAUCUUAUUGUUAUGAUUUUUAUUAUUAUUAUUAUUACUUUAGGAUUUCAAUCUUUUUUGAUCAUUUUUGAAAAAAUUAAUAUCUGUUUUUUUAUGUUUGUUGAGGUUUAAGUUGGAUUUGAAUGUUUGAUGUAAAUACAUACAUAUAUAUAUAUACCUUAUAUAGGAAGAUUAUAAGUUACAAUUUUUUAAGAAAUUGAUAUGGAUAGGUAGGGGGAUAAGCAGGAGAUCUUUAGAAAGAUGAUGGAAAUAAAUUAAAACUAAAGUCAGGUUUGGAUGAGUUCUUUUUUGCAAAACAGAGAAAAUAAGGUCCAUACAUAC
Molecule: messenger RNA, 1982 nt
Organism: Melampsora larici-populina 98AG31
Lineage: Eukaryota; Fungi; Basidiomycota; Pucciniomycetes; Pucciniales; Melampsoraceae
Exons: 3
Coding region: 37-1557 (506 amino acids)
Cellular component (GO): nucleus
Molecular function (GO): histone binding
Source: RefSeq, a predicted model, not a curated record